AUGGUUGUUCCUUUCCUUCUCUCUAUUCUUCUUCUUCUAUGCCAACAUGGUUCUGGAUUCAGAUUCCGGAGCACUGCAAGUGUUGGGCAGGGUACAAUUUCUGCAAAUCCGAAAACAAAUAUUCCUUGUUCUCAAUACAAUCGUGAUUGCCUGAGUCGAGGCACUGAUCCCUACAAUCGUGGAGGGACGCGUAAGAGCGAGUUCAACUGCAGUACAAAUGACGGUUUGCCUUGUGAUGAAGUGUAUGCUCUUAGAGCAGUCAUCUCCGAGUUGGGGUUGCCAUCACCAUCAAUUUCACGUUCUUACUGCUCACAGUCCGAUGAUAAAAGCAUUUCCAUCACCUGCAACUGCGACGAAACCACCACCAUUUGUCACAUUACUGCCGUAGUUACAUACAGCCUGAGCUUAAGUGGACAUAUCCAUGAGGACUUGUCUAAACUCAUCUACCUGAACAAAAUUGAACUGAGUAAGAACUUCCUGAAAGAAUCCAUACCUGCAUCUUUAGGGAAUUUGAUAAACCUUACUACUCUGGAUUUGAGUUAUAAUAUGUUAUCAGGUCAAAUUCCUACAGAAUUGGGCAACCUCUUAAAUCUCACUUCACUGAGAUUGCAAGAAAAUCAACUCUCUGGUAAUCUUCCGCGAGAUCUUGGAAACUUGAACAAGCUUCCACGAUUUUAUUUGAAUUCCAACAAUUUGACUGGAGAAUUGCCAGAAAGUUUUGCCAAUCUUACGUCUCUGCUGAGCUUUAACGUCGCUGGGAAUAAGUUAAGGGGUAAGAUACCACCAUUCGUUGCAAAUUGGACCAAACUCAAUUACCUGAACCUCAUGGGAAAUGAUUUUGAAGGGGAGCUGCCUCUAGGAAUUCUCAAUAUGUCCAGUCUUAGAUUUCUGUGGGUUAGUGAUCUUACUAAUUCUGGUUUCUCUUUUCCAAAAUUUACAAAUCUGACAAACAUGAAUAGCCUGUGA
Messenger RNA from Dovyalis caffra, 966 nucleotides. NCBI's taxonomy places the organism in Eukaryota, Viridiplantae, Streptophyta, Magnoliopsida, Malpighiales, Salicaceae. The record is from the annotation of a GenBank genome assembly.